Helianthus annuus (common sunflower) is the source of this 827-nucleotide messenger RNA. RefSeq names its product gamma-interferon-responsive lysosomal thiol protein. Bases 18 to 752 code for a protein of 244 amino acids. Gene Ontology annotation, molecular function: oxidoreductase activity, acting on a sulfur group of donors, disulfide as acceptor. Lineage: Eukaryota; Viridiplantae; Streptophyta; Magnoliopsida; Asterales; Asteraceae. The transcript is spliced from 5 exons. The record is from RefSeq and is a predicted model, not a curated record.
ACAGUGUAGUAAUCAACAUGGAGGCCCAUCUUGAUUACCGAUCGAAAAAUGUUAUUGUUCUCCUUUUUCUAAUUGUCUCUUUAUCUGCAACUCUAGUGCAUCCAGUUACGGCACAAAAAGUGAAGCUGGCUUUAUACUACGAAGCUCUGUGUGAUGCUAGUGCGAUUUUCCUAAACUUCCAUCUAUCCAAGAUAUUCGAUAACGGCCUUAUUGAUAUCGUUGAUCUCAAGCUCAGUCCCUAUGGAAAUGCUAAGCUUGGUUCCAAUGGCACCAUUCUUUGUCAACAUGGUGAAUGGGAAUGCAGGCUAAAUACUGUUGAGGCUUGUGCAAUCAAUGCAUGGCCUGUGGGUGACCACUUCAGGUUUAUCUAUUGUGUGGAGAGUUUAAGUUUACAUGACAAGUAUAGUGAGUGGGAAACUUGUUUUCAGAAAUUAAAGUUAGACCCAAAAGAUGUUACUGGUUGUGUCACCAGUGGACUUGGACACAAGCUCGAGCUACAAUAUGCGGAUGAAAUAAGCGCUCUUAAACCUCCUCAUGAGUAUGUGCCAUGGGUCGUAGUGGACGGACAACCACUCAAAGAGAAUACCCGAUAUUUCAUGAGGUAUGUAUGUAACGCUUAUAAAGGAUCUAAAGUGCCCCAAGCUUGCCAUGAGUUAUCUCUCCCGAAUCGCAGUGCAAAACCAUUCAAUCAUGUGUGCUACAAAGAAGACAACAAUGCAAAAUCAAAGUCAAAGGUUUUGAAAUCUUUGUAAAGCUAUUGUGGGGCUUGAUUCCACAUCUAUGUUUUGAGAAACAUGUAAUAAAGAUAUGAAAUGUUUUGACAAGAG